Penicillium macrosclerotiorum is the source of this 1173-nucleotide messenger RNA. Its product is annotated as glycoside hydrolase. Gene Ontology annotation, biological process: glucan catabolic process. The record is from RefSeq and is a predicted model, not a curated record. Lineage: Eukaryota; Fungi; Ascomycota; Eurotiomycetes; Eurotiales; Aspergillaceae. The transcript has a single exon. Gene Ontology annotation, cellular component: cell surface; extracellular region. The coding region runs from base 1 to 1173 and encodes 390 amino acids. Gene Ontology annotation, molecular function: glucan exo-1,3-beta-glucosidase activity.
AUGACAUUGACCAGCAUGUUUCCUUCGUACUCCUGGUUGGCGUGCUUUGCCACGGCUUGCAUGGCUGCAUCAAGUCAGUACCUGGAUUGGAAAACAUUCAAUGCUGUGGGUGUCAACCUCGGUGGCUGGUUAGAGCAGGAAUCAACCAUUGAUACUACCUGGUGGGCCCAAUACUCAGGUGGCGAAGUGGACGAAUGGGGGCUUUGCGCUCACCUUGGUAGCCAAUGUGGACCAGUUCUUGAACGACGAUAUGCUACUUGGAUUACUACUGCCGAUAUCGACAGGCUGGGUGCAGCUGGUAUCAACGUGCUUCGCAUUCCGACCACGUAUGCUGCAUGGGUCGAUGUCCCGGGGUCGCAACUUUACCAUGGGAACCAAGUGUCCUUCCUUUCUAGUAUUUCAUCUUAUGCUAUCAACAAGUACGGUAUGCAUAUCAUUAUAGAUAUCCACUCUCUCCCUGGGGGCGUGAAUGGCUUCCCGUUUGGUGAGGCUUAUGGACACUAUGGCUGGUUUAACAAUGCAACUGCUCUUAAGUACUCCUUGAAAGCUGUCGAUGCGGCUAUUGCUUUUAUUCAAGACUCGAGCUCUCCUCAAUCAUUCACGCUCGAGCCAAUCAAUGAGCCUGUCGACGUCGAAGAUCUUUCACUAUUCGGAACACCAUAUUGUCUUACCGAUAGUGGGGCCGCAUACUUAGCAAGCUAUAUUCACCAAGUUAUCUAUAAGGUUGAGGCCGUGAAUCCUCAAAUUCCAGUCAUGUUCCAGGGCAGUUUCAAGGGCGAGGCAUACUGGUCCUCUAAUUUCAGUACGGGAACAAACCUAGUCUUUGACUUGCACAACUAUUACUUUGAAGGCCGAUCGACAAGCUCUGCCAACAUAACGGAUUAUAUCUGUGAAGAUGCUCUGAAUUCUGCUGGAGAUGGAAAAUUCCCAACAUUCGUUGGAGAGUGGUCUAUUCAGGCUGAAAUUGAUAACACCUUUUCUUCACGUCAAAAGGCGCUAGAGACCGGUCUUGCUGCAUGGAAAAAGUAUACUCAAGGAAGCGCCUAUUGGACUGUAAAGUUUACGGGAAAUACUACAGUCAGCGGUCAGGGUACACAGGCGGAUUAUUGGAGCUAUGAAACUCUCAUCAAUUUGGGUUAUACUGGAUCAACAUCCAGCGCUGUGGUAUGCUAG